CUCAAGUAAGAGUUUUUUUUGUUUUUCGUCGGAAUGACAAGUUAAACUCGUCAGUUUUAUUCACUGCCAUUCGUCGUUAUUUUUCAUCAAAUUUCUUAUGACGGUGGUUUGGUGCUCGAGUGUAAUGAAAAUUCCUGACGUCGACGACCUUGACUGUCUGUCCGACAGAGAUUUAGCAAAAUGCCAUUUUAAACAGAGUCGAGAAAACGGUCGAUUUCUCGGCAAGCUGGUUCAUUCCAUAUCACACUUAACAGACACCAUAUCACACUUAACAGACAUGAUGGUUGGGCAGGGAAAAUCAAAACGGAACAGGAAACAAAAUACUCGAGUCCGCCAAAAUAAGCAUCAUACAUUACCAAUACAAACCAACGAAGCAGAGGAGCAGGAAGAGAACACUGGAAACCAGGUCGAAUGGGAACAAUCAGUCCAAGGCAAUGAGAAUGCAGUGCAGCGUCGUUUUGUUUCAUCUGCAGCGACUAGCUCGGGUGAAGAUUUAGAGUUGGCUCCAAUUUGUAGACUAUCAAAGAGAAUAAGGACCGACACCGGACAACAACAGGUCACCGGAAACCAGUUCGCGCCGGAUGAACAGACACGAAACAACGAGAUCGAAAAUGAAAAGCAACGCUUUAAUCCAUCUGGAGAAGGUACAAGUCACCAAUUAUCUUCCCAGACAGAGACCGGGCUAGAAAAUGACACUGGAAACUGUUCGGAUCACAAAAAAAGUCGCACUUGCCGACCACCGAUAGCCGAGUAUUUUGGAUCAUACAGUUUAGCCAACGGAAAGUUGUCCCGCAUGACAAUAAAGAAAAACACUAUCCGUUUCACGUGAAGCGCUAAAAAAUUUACCAGAGACGAAGAGUGGAAUUUUGUCACUCUUAAAUAAAACUUUGUAAUGCUUCUCGAUGUAUCAAAAAUAAAAUCUGUUUUUCAAGAA
Messenger RNA from Bradysia coprophila, 934 nucleotides. RefSeq lists its product as uncharacterized. The record is from RefSeq and is a predicted model, not a curated record. Lineage: Eukaryota; Metazoa; Arthropoda; Insecta; Diptera; Sciaridae.